AUGUUUAAUGAAGCAUUGCAUGAUUUUCUUUCCCAGUUCCAAGAACUACGACGCUUGAGCGGAUGCUAUGAACCUGCCACCGUGAAUAUCCUGGCAAGCGCCGCAAGAUUGCAGCUGGAGAUUCUCCACCGUUCCGAGCCAUCAUUUGUUCCUGUCGACCUUUCGAGCGAGAUGACGGUUAUUGCGCUGGCCCUUCACCUACUUCUUGUUGUACGGGAUUUCAAUUUUAUGGAUGACUCUACAUUCCGCUGCACCGAGGAGGAAAUAUUUGCAGAAGGCUCUCUGGUCACCAUAAUUGGUGGCUAUGAGAUCGGCACGCUUGUUCCUUCUGUGCGGAUACACAAGAAAAAUGAGCAAGAAUGGACAGAUAUAUGCCUGGCCGAGACAAGUCAAAAGCCGAGCAAUAGUCUCGAUGCCAGUCCGAGUGUGAUGAUGGAGUAUAUCAUUCAGUCGUCGUUUCGGCUCUUAGAUGCUCAUGAUCCCCGCCAUUGGCCGACGGUACUGUUUGUACUUUUGAUCCUUUAUCUCUGCUUGCUUGACAUGUUACCAGAUACCCCCUGGAUGUCAGCACUCGAAGACGCAUCUGAGCCGGUAUUGCCCUUUCUCAAAGACCUUGUCCGAUAUUACUAUAUUUCCACAGACGGUGGGGUGUUAAUGAGCGACUCCUGGGCUGAAGAGGAUUUUGCGGCUCGAGUUGGUCAUCAUGAAGAAACUAUCAAAUACGCUCGCAUGUUGAAUGAGCUCUGGCUCGAAACAGGUAGAUUGCAGCUCACGGUUCAACAGUCUCAUGCUAACGACUACAGAUCGCGGAGAUUGGGCUAG
Molecule: messenger RNA, 822 nt
Organism: Aspergillus udagawae
Lineage: Eukaryota; Fungi; Ascomycota; Eurotiomycetes; Eurotiales; Aspergillaceae
Exons: 1
Coding region: 1-822 (273 amino acids)
Source: RefSeq, a predicted model, not a curated record